This is a messenger RNA of Aspergillus tanneri, 1464 nucleotides long. It is a transcript of the gene GLO3, whose product is annotated as ADP-ribosylation factor GTPase-activating protein. Bases 1 to 1464 code for a protein of 487 amino acids. The transcript is spliced from 6 exons. The record is from RefSeq and is a predicted model, not a curated record. Gene Ontology annotation, molecular function: GTPase activator activity. Gene Ontology annotation, biological process: COPI coating of Golgi vesicle. Lineage: Eukaryota; Fungi; Ascomycota; Eurotiomycetes; Eurotiales; Aspergillaceae.
AUGAGUGCCACUAAGGCGCAAUCUCAAAAGAUCUUUGAGAAACUCAAACUCAAGCCCGCAAACAAGAUAUGUUUUGAUUGCGGUUCAAAAAAUCCCACUUGGUCGUCGGUGCCUUUCGGUAUCUACCUGUGUCUAGACUGCUCGUCCAACCACCGCAACCUGGGUGUCCACAUUUCUUUUGUUCGCUCCACAAAUCUCGACCAAUGGCAAUGGGAACAACUUCGUGUUAUGAAGGUUGGUGGUAAUGAGUCCGCUACCAAAUAUUUCCAAUCGCACGGUGGGUCGGCCGCCCUUGCCGGCAAGGACGUCAAGGCCAAAUAUACAUGUAAUGCCGCCGUGAAAUAUAAGGAGGAACUGAAGAGGCGCGCCGCACUGGAUGCUCAACAGUACCCCGACGAGGUGGAAAUCACGGACGUCCCUACUGGCGUUUCUUCGAAUGGCUCCAGCACCCCCGCUGGUGAAGCUGAUGAUGAUUUCUUUUCCUCGUGGGAUAAGCCAUCGAUCAAACGUCCUAGCAACCCUCCCUCUCGCACUGGUACUCCUCCGGUUGUUAGUCGCAGCGGCACCCCGUUCCUGAAUACCACUGCCAACGGAAACGGCUCGCGCUCGAAGUCCCCUCUCUCGGCUUCCGAAAAGGAUAGUGCGACGCCUGCCCCGGCUGCUAUCAGGGCCAGCACUACGGUCCGCAAAACUUCGUCGGCGGGUGCUGCGAAGAAGGGCAGCGUUCUGGGCGCCAAAAAGGCGCCCAAACUCGGUGCCAAGAAAGUAGGUGCUGCUGAGAUUAUCGAUUUCGAUGAAGCCGAGAGGAAGGCCAAGGAAGAAGCAGAGCGCAUAGAGAAGCUUGGGUACGAUCCGGAGGCGGAGCAGGCCGAGGCGGAGGCCAAGAACAAGACAGCAAAUACAAGUGCUACGGCUAUUGCCUCCCCGACGCCGAUCAGUCCGAACAAGGGUGGUUUCGGGGCCACCAGAAGCUCCCAGGAGCGCAAUUCUAGCGAUGUGGAACGACUGGGUAUGGGCAUUGCAAGGCUAGGGUUUGGCCAGACGGUCGGCUCAAAACCUGCCGCUCCCAAGAAACCGGGCUUUGGAUCCGUUGCUCCUGUUAGGUCAGCUGCCGAUGACGAGGAACUCAAGCAAACCAAAGAUCGAUUCGGAACCCAGAAGGGCAUUUCAUCUGACGAGUUCUUCGGCCGGGAGAGAUUCGACCCCAGUGCGCAGGCUGAGGCCAAGGAGCGCCUGCGAAAUUUCGAUGGCGCUUCUGCGAUCUCGAGCAAUGCGUACUUUGGCCGCCCCGAAGAUGACCUUCCCGCUGCGGAUGAUACAUACGGAGACCUGGAGGGUGCAGCAAAGGACUUUGUCCGUCGCUUUGGGAUCACGGCAGGUGAUGACCUUGAAAAUCUCACGCAGCUCGUUGGAGAAGGGGCUGUCAAAUUGCAAGGCGCUAUACGCAGCUAUCUGAACAGCUAA